This is a messenger RNA of Apaloderma vittatum (bar-tailed trogon), 1270 nucleotides long. Its product is annotated as ephrin type-A receptor 4. The transcript has 5 exons. Gene Ontology annotation, biological process: axon guidance; protein phosphorylation; cell surface receptor protein tyrosine kinase signaling pathway. The record is from RefSeq and is a predicted model, not a curated record. The annotation marks the transcript as partial. Gene Ontology annotation, molecular function: ATP binding; transmembrane-ephrin receptor activity; protein binding. NCBI's taxonomy places the organism in Eukaryota, Metazoa, Chordata, Aves, Trogoniformes, Trogonidae. Gene Ontology annotation, cellular component: neuron projection; membrane.
AAACCCUCGAAUAAACUUACCCUGCUGGACUCCCGGUCGGUUCAGGGGGAGCUGGGCUGGAUAGCAAGCCCCCUGGAAGGAGGGGGAAGUUGGAAAUCAAGGGCAAAAGGGUGGGAGGAGGUAAGCAUUAUGGAUGAGAAGAACACUCCGAUCCGCACCUAUCAAGUGUGCAACGUGAUGGAGCCCAGUCAGAAUAAUUGGUUACGAACUGAUUGGAUUCCCCGUGAGGGGGCUCAGAGGGUUUAUAUUGAAAUCAAGUUCACGCUAAGAGACUGCAACAGCCUGCCAGGCGUCAUGGGAACUUGCAAAGAGACUUUCAACCUUUACUACUACGAAUCGAACAACGAUAAGGAGCGUUUCAUCCGAGAGAGCCAGUUUGCCAAGAUCGACACCAUCGCCGCUGACGAGAGCUUCACCCAGGUGGACAUCGGCGACAGGAUCAUGAAGCUGAACACAGAGAUACGGGACGUGGGGCCGCUGAGCAAGAAGGGGUUUUACUUGGCUUUCCAGGACGUCGGUGCCUGCAUUGCUUUGGUGUCCGUUCGUGUCUUCUACAAGAAGUGCCCGCUGACGGUGCGAAACCUGGCGCAGUUUCCAGACACCAUCACUGGGGCCGAUACGUCCUCCUUGGUGGAGGUUCGCGGCUCCUGUGUCAACAACUCGGAAGAGAAGGAUGUGCCAAAAAUGUACUGCGGGGCAGAUGGCGAGUGGCUGGUGCCCAUUGGCAACUGCCUGUGCAACGCUGGCUACGAAGAACGCAACGGCGAAUGCCAAGCUUGCAAAAUCGGAUACUACAAGGCUCUCUCGACAGAUGUUGCUUGUGCCAAAUGCCCGCCUCACAGCUACUCCGUCUGGGAAGGCUCUACCUCCUGCACCUGCGAUCGGGGCUUUUUCCGAGCUGAAAAUGAUGCUGCCUCCAUGCCCUGCACUCGCCCUCCAUCCGCUCCCCAGAACCUGAUUUCCAACGUCAACGAGACGUCGGUGAACUUGGAGUGGAGCCCCCCCCAGAACAAAGGUGGCCGAGAAGACAUCUCCUACAACGUGGUGUGCAAGAGGUGCGGCGCCGGCGACCUCGGCCGCUGCCGGUCCUGCGGCAGUGGGGUGCACUUCAGCCCCCAGCAGAACGGCUUGAAAACCACCAAAGUUUCCAUUACUGACCUCCUGGCACACACGAACUACACCUUUGAAGUCUGGGCGGUGAAUGGGGUGUCCAAACAGAACCCCAGCCAGGACCAAGCUGUGUCGGUCACUGUGACAACUAACCAAGCAG